Molecule: messenger RNA, 2430 nt
Organism: Diospyros lotus (date-plum)
Lineage: Eukaryota; Viridiplantae; Streptophyta; Magnoliopsida; Ericales; Ebenaceae
Product: probable protein S-acyltransferase 22
Exons: 9
Coding region: 402-2282 (626 amino acids)
Biological process (GO): protein targeting to membrane; peptidyl-L-cysteine S-palmitoylation
Cellular component (GO): endoplasmic reticulum; Golgi apparatus
Molecular function (GO): protein-cysteine S-palmitoyltransferase activity
Source: RefSeq, a predicted model, not a curated record
AUAGGCUUGGAAAGAAAGAUAAAAACUCAGUACUCUCUCUCUCAGUUAUCAUUAUGAUUGAGUGAAGAAGACACACGGCCAUACAGCUUUCCAUGCCCCCUUCCCCACAGCACAACGCAACCCAACUCACUACCGGCUGUUUUGACGGUUUCCUUCCUUUCCCCUUCUCUUUUGCUCAGUGAUGAGACUCAUGGAAAGUGGGCUAUCGACUUCCUUCUGUUUGGCUUGCUGCAACACUCUGUUUCCCCCUCCUAAUGUUUCCCGGAAAAUGAGGGCAAACCACCAGAAGAGAAAAUAGAAGAAUAAAUCGAAGAACAAGAGACGACCCCUAUCUGAAAGCUGUUCCUUUUCCAUUGACACCCGCCCGAUUUGUGCUAUUUUUCUUUUCCUGAUUUCAGAAAAUGAGGAAGCAUGGAUGGCAGCUUCCUUAUCAUCCCCUCCAGGUGGUAGCGGUGGCUGUAUUUCUGGCAUUGGGGUUUGCUUUUUAUGUGUUCUUUGCUCCUUUUGUUGGGAAAAAGAUGUUCCAGUACAUUGCAAUGGGGAUCUACACUCCUCUUAUUACGUGUGUCUUUGGCCUAUAUAUUUGGUGUGCAGCAGCUGAUCCUGCAGACCCCGGAGUCUUCAAGUCCAAAAAGUAUUGUAAGAUUCCAGACAGCAAGAGUCAUGCACUGUUCAAGGAAUCUAAACUAGGAGGGGAUUCAACUUCAUCAAUACAGGAAGCAAAUGCUGCUGCAGUUGGAGGGAAACCUCUUGACAAAGGCACAAAGGACAUGGAUACUGCUGCAGAAGAUUAUAUUUCUGAAAUUGAGAAGAACAUGUCAAGUCAGCAAUCAUCCUGCUUUAGAGCUCUGCUGGCCCCUUUUGCUUGUUGCAAUUGUUCAGGUGCACAUGGAGAAUCAUCUGAGCAACAACUAAGUGAAGAUGGCAUGUUUUACUGCAGUUUGUGUGAAGUAGAGGUUUUCAAGUACAGCAAGCACUGCAGAGUUUGUGACAAAUGUGUAGAUCGCUUCGACCAUCACUGCAGGUGGUUGAACAAUUGUAUAGGCAGAAGGAACUACCGGCAAUUUUUCACCCUGAUGGUUUUUGCCCUUCUCUUGCUUAUACUUCAGUGGUCUACUGGAAUCUUUGUAAUGAUAUGCUGUUUUCUUGAGCGUAAGAGGUUCUCUGUUGAUGUAACCUCCAAGUUGGGAAGCAGUUUCACUUUGGCGCCCUUUGUUAUUGUUGUGGCAGUCUGCACCAUCUUGGCAAUGAUUGCAACCUUGCCUCUGGCUCAGCUUUUCUUCUUUCACAUUCUUCUGAUAAAGAAGGGGAUCAGCACAUAUGAUUAUAUCAUAGCUUUGAGAGAGCAAGAGCAACUAGGAAUUGGAGGUCAGCAAAGCCCCCAGAUGUCCCCUGUGAGCUCCCUCACUGGGUUAAGCAGUGCAAGUUCCUUCAAUACUUUCCACCGAGGUGCAUGGUGUACUCCUCCACGCCUUUUUCUUGAAGAUCAGUUCGAUGUGGUUCCUCCAGAUACUGGAUCUGUUAGUUCUUUGGGCAAGAAGACUGGGGGUGAGGAGCAGAUCAAGAAAAAGAACCCUGCGCCAGUGAAAAUCAGUCCAUGGACGCUAGCACGCCUAAAUGCAGGCGAGGUUUCAAAAGUUGCUGCAGAGGCAAGAAAGAAGUCAAAAAUCCUGCAGCCUGUGGUGAGACAGGAUGCUCCUCUUGGGCUUGAAACAGAGGGCAGCUUUGGGGGCAGCAGUCGGCGAAUGGUACCCAAGCCUGACAGCAAUAAUAGAAGGCGGCCUAGUAAGCGAGUUCGCAUCCCAGUAGACCUACCCCUUGAUCCCGUUGGAAAAAUAUCAGCAGCUGCUGGCAGUAACAGAGAUGAUUUCAUUCCCGAGACAUCAACCAGUUUGGCCCCGCUGCAGCUUGAAGCCCGAAGUGCUUUCCGAACAAGCCGGGCUAUGUCAAGCUCAACUGCCAUUAUUGCUUCCUCCCCGGAGAGCAGUUUGGAUUCGCCUGAUCUCCACCCAUUUCAGGUCGCAUCUCGCACCGAGGAGGCCAGGCAGCUCACGGGCCUAUCAGCUGGUGGUGCAGCUGCCCUGAAAGCAAUCCCUCUGUCAAGGUCGACUAGUGAUGGUUACGAGGCUUCUGGUGGUGAAGAUAGUGACCGAGUUCCCUCGAGGAUUGUACAGAGACCGACAGACUGGAGUAACCUUCUCUUCAGCUCUAACCGGGACGAGAGGGUUGUUAAGUUGAAGUCAUCAACUUCCUCUAGCCAGGCUAACAACAGAAAUUUUUGAACAGAGAUCCAAGUUUGUAAAAUUUGGAUGAUGGGUAGUGGUUUGAAGAUUUUUUCAUUUGUUGGCCCAGGUUGUCCAGGGGCUGAAGAAGGCCUGCUGCUUGUACUGAGAUUAAGAAUGAAGCUGUGAAGUUUGGCCAUGGAACAAA